This is a messenger RNA of Mya arenaria, 681 nucleotides long. RefSeq names its product short-chain collagen C4-like. The transcript is spliced from 2 exons. Lineage: Eukaryota; Metazoa; Mollusca; Bivalvia; Myida; Myidae. The record is from RefSeq and is a predicted model, not a curated record. Bases 1 to 681 code for a protein of 226 amino acids.
AUGGAAGCGUUUGGUGAUUCAUUGAAGGAGGCAACUAGCUCCAUGAGAAUAUUGGAGCCCACAUGGAUGUACAAAGAACUAACAAAUGCAAUGCAAAAGCAACAGGAGAAAAUUGAAUCACUGAAGACCGGGGAAGUAAAGAGCAGCGGUUUAUUCACGCGAUGGGGUCGGCGGUCAUGCCCUGGAAGCACGGAGCUGGUGUACGAAGGGUUUGCUGGCGGCGGUCAUUACAAUGAAAAAGGAGCGAGCAGUAAUUACAUUUGUCUGCCGCACGACCCAAUCUAUGACGACGAUGGACGGAAUGCGGGUUCCGUUAGCAAGGUUUACGGUGCUGAGUAUCAAACAAGUUCUGCAACGUUUCAUACGAGUUUACACGACGAAGACGUUCCGUGUGCCGUCUGCCGCGUUGUUGGAAGAAACGUUGUCAUGAUUCCAGCAAGGAAUGCCUGUUAUAGCGGAUGGCAUACCGAGUACUCUGGAUAUUUGAUGUCGGAGCAUUAUAGUCAUUUUGGGAACAAGGAACUCGUUUGCAUGGACGGAAUUCCUGAAAAGGCGGAAGGAAGUAAUGCUGGUAACCAAGAUGGUGCUUUGCUUUUCUUUGUUCAGGCUAUUUGUGGUUCUUUAAAAUGUCCCCCAUAUAGCGAGAACAAGGCGUUAACAUGUGUGGUGUGUUCUAAAUAG